CCUUCUGGUUGUUUUCAUGGGGCAAGGCGCGUGCGCUGCCGGCCGGGCAGGCAAAGAGAAAGCCGCGCAGGCGUAGUGGCCGCUUUUUGAACUAGGGUAGGGUAGGGGUCCGAGGGCAACCUGUGCAGGUGCAAACCACAUCUGUGAAGUACGGAGUUCAAGAGUAGAUAGGAUUUAUUCAACAAUGAUGAAUGCAGAUAUGGAUGCUGUUGAGGCUGAAAAUCAAGUAGAAUUGGAAGAAAAAACACGACUUAUUAAUCAGGUUUUGGAACUCCAGCAUACACUUGAAGAUCUGUCUGCAAGAGUAGAUGCUGUCAAGGAAGAAAACCUGAAACUGAAAUCAGAAAAUCAAGUUCUUGGACAAUAUAUAGAAAAUCUGAUGUCUGCUUCUAGUGUUUUUCAGACUACUGACACAAAAAGCAAACGAAAGUGAAGGGUUGAUGACCAAACUUUACCAUUGUAUUGCUGCUGCUUUUGUUUAAAUUUUAAAUUGCUUAAGACUACUUAGUUUGUAGCAUCAUUGAAUAUUUGAAGAUCUAAUGGCAGUUCUAGACUACUUUAAAGUUUUUAAUGAAAUACUGGAAAAUGCAAAUCUGUAGUGUGCAAACAGUGUGCAAAGUAAUGUGGGGGCACUAUUUAUUACAUAGUCUGAAGACAAGUACUUUUGAAAUUCAGCUCUGUUUUUGUUUAAUUAACAUGUCACACACUGCCAAGAACUUUAAAUAUUGCAAUUUUUACAGUGGUACUAUUCACUAGCAAAAUAAUACAGUGUUGUGUAGACUAAUGUGAAAUCCUUGUUGGAAUGUGUUAUUUGCAUGUCUUCCCCUUGGCUCAAAAAGAACCUGUCUCCUUUCUUCUCUUCACCUUUCUCAGUGCUAUUCUGAAUUCUUCCAGAUAAAAGCAAAUUGUUUUGCUUUUUGAAUACUUUAAAGCAAAAAAGUAAGGGUGUAGUAACAUAGUAUGACAGCUUGCAAGAUCGUAAAGGGGAACAAAACCACUGGAAAACCUGACACAACUCUCGUGAAUGGAUAGUUUGUAACUUUUCAAAAGCAAACUUGCUUUAGAGCGUAGUACACAAAAAGGAACCAGGUUUUCGUUCUUUACAGUGCUGCCAUCUUUCGAUUGUCUUCCCCAGUUUCCAGAAGAGUUAGCUGCAUGGCAAUACUUCCUUGCCAUCUGUAAUGGUCUUUAAUGAUACACGUGUCUAAGAAAUAAUGUUGUAAACAAUUAGAAGAUAUCAUGUCGGGUUUUUUUUACUUAAGAAUGGAUGAAUUUGAGAUAGAGAGAUUCUGUAUAAUUCUUACUAAUUGUUGCUAGGCUUUAGCUGUUACAAAUGGUUUGUCUUUCAGAAGCAGAAUCAAGCUAGGGUUUUCAGAUCAUGAGGCAUGCAUCUAAAGUAGUAUUAGCUGUUGCUAGAGAGAGUGUCAGAUGCUUUUCAUCCCAAUGUCAUUCAGUCAGAUUAGUACCAAUAUGAUUGAUGAGUGAGUAUGCAGGGACAAACAAGCAAAUCAACUGCAUGCAUAUAUAGCUGCAACCUCAAGUCUGUGGCGUUAUACAUUAUAUGAAGUAGAUAAGACAUGUGGGCAGAUAUCUCAUGUUUAAAACUUAAGAAUAUAAGUAGCCAGGAGACAAGACUGUUUAAAAUGGAAUAACUUCUUGUUUGAUCUGGUUCUAGCUUUGUUUGGGAUCUUCUUGCAGCUGUAUCCUUACUGCUGGUUUAAGAGUGAAGAAGUUGAUUUCUGUCAUAAGCAACAGGUUACUUUCCUCCUUGUGGACAAGUUUAUAUACCCAUUCUUAAGUUUGCAGGCCCAAAAGGCCAUAAAGGACACCACAAAGCAGUAUCAUCAUCUUCAGUAUUCACUUUUAUGUAGCACGUGUCGAUGGUAUCCUGGGGUUCCAUCUGUCAGUAUUGUAAGUAAUGAAGCCAACCUAACUCUGUAAGUAAAGGUGCUAGAUGGCAGCUAAAAUAUUCCCAUUACUGGGAAUAUUUUAAUAGAUAAAUAAAGCCUUCUGUGGCAGGACAGAGAUUUAGGGUGGAAUCGUAUGGCCUCCAGAGAUGGUUUAGGGGGCCAUAGGAGUAUUUGGUGUCUUGGAGUCAGGACUUCAGAGGUCCAGCCCCACCCUGUCCCAUCUCAUAGCUGGUGUGAAAAGAACUGCACUGGCUAUCCAUUAUCAUCCAAAGUUGCAACUGGGCCUUGGAGGGGGAGAAAGGGGGUAUACUGGGGCCAUGGGGAGGGAAGAUGCUUGGACCAAGGACUUGUAUCAAUUCCUGCCAGCAUCUCUCUCCUUCCAUAUUCCUCUCCAGUGCUUUAUCUGGACAGUUGAAAACAGUCAUCUAGGUAAAACACUCAAUGUGAGUUGCAGCAGUGGUGGGGAUUGCUGCUGCUGCACCCCAUUCUGGGCACAGGAUGCAAGUAAGUCUUUGAUGUGUAUUUAGGGCAUAGAACUUCAUGGAUGGAUGGUAGGUAGCAUCUAGGCAAGAUGAAUUUAAACAAACCAGUGUGACUUGCUUCUAGCUUUAUACCUUCAGGAAGCCAUCUACCCAAAGAGCCUUUGCACAUCAAAAUAGGAAUUGUGUUUUGAAAAUGGGGCAUGUUUUGGACCACAUCUUGGAAUGGCAGAGUAAGACUGAGUGGUGCCUUGUAUAAUUUCAUAAUGCUUAACUGAGGAACCUUGGCAUCAUUAGUAUAGGGGUAGGCAAUCUGGUACCAAAUGUGUUGGGCUAUAGCUCCCAUAAUCCCUGUCAUUGGCCAUGCUGGCUGUGGCUUAUGGGAGUCAUGGCCCAACAUAUCUGGAGGAUACCAGGUUGCUUAUUCUCAUUUUAGAAUAUACAUGGAAAAUGUUUCAGGUGGUAUGUGCCUUCUGGCUACUGUCUGCCUCUGGUAGUGAAUAUUGAAAACUAAGGCAAGGGGCAGAGUUGGAAACAAGCUUUUUCAGUGUAUAAAUCCCUUCUUUCCAAUUUUAGUUGGGUUUGUGAUGGCUCUGAAUUAGCCUGCCUACUUAUCAUUUUCUCUUUCUCUCCUCCUUGCCUAGCCUAUCAAAGUUGUAGAGAAGGUGGACUGAAAUAUAGAGUUGUUUCCUUGCUCAGCAGUGAAGGCUUCUAAGCAAGCUCAGAGCUGCUGCUGUGAACAGUCAUUCUAGCGAGUGUGUGCUCCACUCACCCACACACAUGGCUCUCACAUACUCUGAGCAAACGGAGCAUGAAAACCACUCAAAACCAUAUUUUACUUUCUUUCCUUUACCCACAGUUCGGUCAACUUGGGAAAAGUGGUUAGAAAAUCAGGGAAAAUGGUUAUGAGGGUGGCCACUUAGGUAGAACUAGUUAGGAAAGAAACUCAGUUACGUGACUGAAUUGUCUGAGAACUGAUCUUUCAGAGGCUUUGGAUAUGUGGUGAGGAACAACCUGACUUUUCUCAGAAUACUCCACAAGAAGGUGGAUUUUGCACAUCACUAAUGUCUUCAAAGUCCACUAGCAUCUGGGUAUUAGCAGAGGCUGGAAGUAUACCACAAGCAAGAGAUUAUGUGGCAGGCACCAACUUGUUUUCCAUAGGAAUUGCUUCUCACACUUCCAGUAUAGCAUCGGAUUGAGCAAACAGCUGUGUGGGAAGAUGCCAUCUAGAUAUGAGGGGAUGGAUUGUUAGUUACUGAAUUUUGGUGUUCUAGAUAUAGUUGGUACUGUGACGAAUCCCACUGUCGUGGCCUUUGUCCAACUAAUUGUGCUGUUACUUCAAAAUUUAACACUAAAUAAAAAACUUUCAAAUUUA
This is a messenger RNA of Varanus komodoensis (Komodo dragon), 3764 nucleotides long. RefSeq names its product short coiled-coil protein (gene SCOC). Lineage: Eukaryota; Metazoa; Chordata; Lepidosauria; Squamata; Varanidae. The coding region runs from base 185 to 433 and encodes 82 amino acids. Gene Ontology annotation, cellular component: trans-Golgi network. The record is from RefSeq and is a predicted model, not a curated record. The transcript is spliced from 4 exons.